AUGGACGAAAAGGACCCGUCGCCCUUCGGCUACACGUUUUCAGCAGAUUUCUUCGGUAACUCGAAUGGCGACUUCGUCGACAAUGGAGGUCCUUCGUUGCUGAGCGACAUGGAAGCCCAGCAACUGGACAGUUUCUUCUCGCAUGCAAACCCCUUCGGGUCCGACGCGGCUCCGUCAACCUUCACCUUCCCUUCAGAAACGCCCGAUCUUCUCGAUAACUUCUCUGGCUGGUCCGCAGUACCGCCAGCAACUAUACAUAAUAUUUCAACCACCAUACCCGAUCAAGCUCUGCUUCACGGCUUCCAUGCCGAGCAGAACUUCACUCCUACACAGCACACCAACCAUUUCGCCAGCACCGCCGACGAUCUGCAGGCCGCGUCAACCCUCUAUGCUCAAGCGCACAUACCCCAAUCUCUGCCUCUGUACCAGCACCAGCCGAAUGGCCGGUCUCAUAGUUUCCACGGCGUUCCUUCCCCGAACACACAUACCAAUGGCUACGGGGCUAAUGGCCUUUCUCAUGGCAUGCCUCUUGUCGCUACCCCUGCGACAUCGAAUGGCUUAAUGCAUGAGCAACUGGCUGCGUUGUUGCCCCAUCACGAUGUUCCAGGUUCCAUCGACAACACAAUCACAACACAGCUCGCCAACAGCACUGCACGGGCGGCUCACGAGGCUGAGCUCCGAGAACGUACCCGACCUUCUCUGAAGAGAGCAUAUACGUAUGGGACUGAUAGUUCGUUCAACGAGACUGGAUUCCAGCCAUCGUCGAAACACGAGAGCGAGGAAGUUGUGACCAAACGGUUGAUCAGAGAGCUGCAUCAUGCGCAGCCACUGGCUAGACCGGCCCCUGUCGGUACUAAUGGUGCCAUCAUGCAAUCACCUACAGGUCACAUCCACAUUCCACCUUCCGCCGGUGACUCGGAGAGUAAUGAGGAAGGUGCGUCGGAUGAAUCAUCCGCAGAUGACGAUGAGGAGAAGCGAAUGAAGAAACGACGGAAACGGCCACAACCUGCGACAAAUGGCAAGCGGAAGAGCGUAUCAGGCGCCGUUUCGAGCAAGAAUCGCAAGAUGUCCAUUGACGAUCGGGCUAAGAAGCCCAGACGGAAAUCCAUGGCCGGUUCAAAAUCUCAACGUGAGAACUUGACCGAAGAACAGAAGCGCAGCAAUCACAUUCUGUCAGAACAGAAACGACGAAAUCUUAUCAAGCGUGGGUUUGACGACUUGCACGAUCUAGUCCCUGAGAUCCGAAAUGGAGGUCUCAGCAAAAGCGGUGUUCUUACAGAGGCUGCCAACUUUUUGCAGCUCCUCAUCGAUGAUAAUAAGCGAUAUUCUGCGCUACUCGGUGCAGAUGGAUGA
Didymosphaeria variabile is the source of this 1353-nucleotide messenger RNA. RefSeq lists its product as uncharacterized. Lineage: Eukaryota; Fungi; Ascomycota; Dothideomycetes; Pleosporales; Didymosphaeriaceae. Bases 1 to 1353 code for a protein of 450 amino acids. Gene Ontology annotation, biological process: regulation of transcription by RNA polymerase II. The record is from RefSeq and is a predicted model, not a curated record. Gene Ontology annotation, molecular function: protein dimerization activity; RNA polymerase II cis-regulatory region sequence-specific DNA binding; DNA-binding transcription factor activity, RNA polymerase II-specific. The transcript is spliced from 2 exons.